AUGGAGAGUACUCGGCUCUGCCUCCUCACUCUGCUGAGCGCUGCCCUGCUCCUCAAUUCCAAUUGCCAGGAAUCAGACCUGCAAUCCAGAUCGGUAGACCAUUACUCAGUCAAAGAGGACUCCUCUCAAGAAAAGGAACUGAUUGAAGCUUUGCAAGAAGUUCUGGAGAAACUGAAAAGCAAGAGGAUGCCAACCUACGAGAAAAAGUUUGGAAUGGUCCCAAUGUGUGAUGCUGGGGAACAAUGUGCUGUAAGGAAAGGAGCCAGGAUUGGAAGACUCUGUGACUGUCCCAGAGGAACCUUCUGCAAUUCAUUCCUCUUGAAAUGUUUGUAG
Carcharodon carcharias (great white shark) is the source of this 333-nucleotide messenger RNA. RefSeq names its product cocaine- and amphetamine-regulated transcript protein. Gene Ontology annotation, molecular function: neuropeptide hormone activity. Gene Ontology annotation, biological process: negative regulation of appetite; adult feeding behavior; positive regulation of MAPK cascade. The transcript is spliced from 3 exons. NCBI's taxonomy places the organism in Eukaryota, Metazoa, Chordata, Chondrichthyes, Lamniformes, Lamnidae. The coding region runs from base 1 to 333 and encodes 110 amino acids. The record is from RefSeq and is a predicted model, not a curated record.